UUUUGCCAGGUUGUAAGUCGGCGAUCCAAUGGCACUUACAAUGGGUCUGAGUGGGAUGGAUCGCCGACUUACAACCUGGCAAAAUUUCUGGCUACACAGCUACAAACCCACAUUGGGCUCACUGCACAUUAUAUCAAGGACUCUACACACUUUAUAGAAAAGAUCAGCAACCUCAAUCUAAGCACCAAGGACAUCCUGAUCAGCUUUGAUGUGGUGUCCCUUUUUACCAAAGUCCCAGUAGCUGACACCCUCACACUAAUCAAACAAAACUUCCCAGAAGACAUCACAGCCCUGUUUCACCAUUGCCUCACCACUAGCUACUUUCAGUGGGACACUGGAUUCUAUGAACAGAAGGAUGGAGUGGCCAUGGGGAGCCCUCUCAGCCCAGUAGUAGCAAAUUUCUAUAUGGAAUACUUUGAAAAACAGGCCCUAGAAACAGCACCAAAAAAGCCAACUGUUUGGUUCAGAUACGUAGAUGACACCUUCACGAUUUGGAGCCAUGGAGAGGAAGAACUCAGCAAGUUCCUGGACCAUCUUAACAGCAUCCACCCAAACAUCCAAUUCACCAUGGAAAAAGAAAAGGAAGGAAAACUGCCAUUUCUAGAUGUUCUGGUCAUCCGCAAACCCAAUCAACAAUUGGGCCACACAGUUUACAGAAAACCUACACACACAGAUAGAUACCUUCAUAAAAACUCCAACCAUCACCCAAGUCAAAAAAGGAGCACAAUCAAAGCCCUGACAGACCGUGCACAAAGAAUCUGCGAACCUCACCUCCUCCAAGGUGAACUCAACCACCUAAACUGGGCUCUACAGGCCAAUGGAUACUCCACCACAGACAUCAGAAGAGCUGCAAGGCCAAGAACAAGCCAUGAGAGUCAAGACAAAGAUCCACCCAGAGGAAAGGUGUUCUUACCAUACAUCAAGGGAACUACUGACCGCAUAGGGAAGCUGAUGAAGAAGCACAACCUACAAACCAUCUACAGACCCACGAAGAAAAUCCAACAAAUGCUACGGUCAGCGAAGGACAAGAGGGAUCCUCUCUCCUCUGCAGGAGUCUACCGGAUACCAUGCAGCUGUGGACAAGUCUACAUAGGGACCACCAAACGCAGCGCCCAAACAAGAGUCAAAGAACAUGAAAGGCACUGCAGACUAAUUCAACCAGAGAAAUCAGCCAUAGCAGAGCAUUUGAUGAACCAGCCUGGACACAGAAUACUAUUUGAGAACACAAAAAUGCUGGACCAUUCUAACAACUAUCAUGUCAGACUACACAGAGAAGCCAUUGAAAUCCACAAGCAUGUGGACAACUUCAACAGAAAGGAAGAAACCAUGAAAAUGAAUAAAAUCUGGCUACCAGUAUUAAAAAACUCAAGAAUCAGAACAGUAAAUAAAAAGCAAUAUUCUGAAAACAGAGGAUUUCCAGACAUGAAUCAACCUAGGGCAGUUAACGACUCUAAACAAAGGAUGCCCCAGAGGCAGGAAGAAGACAGCAGAUAAGCUUUUCAAUGCUAAUUAAAGUGAUUAACUACACACAUUCACACUGACCUCUCUCACCCUAGACUUUCCACAGAUAUAUAUUUACCUCUUUGCUUAGUUUUCUCCAUACCUCACAACCUCUGAGGAUGCCUGCCAUAGAUGUGGGCGAAACGUCAGGAGAGAAUGCUUCUGGAACAUGGCCACACAGCCCGAAAGACACACAACA
Messenger RNA from Anolis carolinensis (green anole), 1699 nucleotides. RefSeq lists its product as uncharacterized. NCBI's taxonomy places the organism in Eukaryota, Metazoa, Chordata, Lepidosauria, Squamata, Anolidae. The annotation marks the transcript as partial. The transcript has a single exon. The record is from RefSeq and is a predicted model, not a curated record.